Molecule: messenger RNA, 747 nt
Organism: Fomitiporia mediterranea MF3/22
Lineage: Eukaryota; Fungi; Basidiomycota; Agaricomycetes; Hymenochaetales; Hymenochaetaceae
Exons: 2
Coding region: 1-747 (248 amino acids)
Source: RefSeq, a predicted model, not a curated record
AUGCUGUUCAAGCAGGUUGUUCUUUUGGCAUUUGCCGUUGCUGCUGUCACUGCUGCGCCGGUUCCGCUUGAUGCGAACGCUGUAGCAGCAGAUGCACCUGCCCCACUGCCAGCACCACCCGCACCAACGCCGAGUGCACCUGUACCGCCUCAAGGUGCUCCAGGAGAGAAACGUCAAGCUGGUAAUCGUCCUCCACCGCCCAACGCUCCUGGUGGAGGACCUGGCGGCCAGGCUCCGCCUCCACCUCCGAAUAACCAAGCUAACGGUGGACAAGGUGGACAGGCUCGUCCCCCAGGCCCACCGAGGGAAAAGCGUAAUGCGCAGCAGGCUUCUCCGCCUUCACCUCCACCGACGCAGGCAACAGCUCCCACACCACCACCUCCUACUGCGACAAAUCCUGCACCGCCUGCUCCUACCACAGAUGCUGCUCCACCCCCGCAAGGUCCACCUGGAAAUAAGCGUGCUGAGGACGCUCCUCCCCCACCUCCGACGACAGCGCCGGUCCCGCCUCCUCCACCUCCACAAGAUGAUCCAGCCCAUGUAGCCGGAAAGCGUGCUACGCAACCGCCUCCUCCGCCCCCGCCAGGACCACCGGGUGGUCGGCAAGGACCAAACAGAGGUCAAGGUCCUCCUCGUCAAGGUCCUCCUAGAGAUAAACGGGCUGACCAAGCUGCGCCGCCUCCUUCCCCACCUCCUCCCCCGGCUACGACUCCUUCGGGUCCACCUCCGCCUAAGAACAACGCUUGA